CUAACAUACCGGAUGUUGAUAGACUCUGCAGGAACAGCUGAGAGAGAGAAUAAAAACAGCUGCGACAUUUAGCUCGAAAAGCAAACGAAAAAAGCGCAUAAACAAGAAACGAGUGAGGCUAAUUAUAUGUAAUAUAUAUCCUGAAAACCAACAAACACAGGAAAAGGAGAUUGUAGACAGCUCAAAAUCGACACAAAUACUUGAAAAGAGAGACAGACACUCCGCAAUCUGUUUUUGAUAUCUGGAUUAACGUGUUAUCAACAAACUAUCGGUUGCAGUGGUCACUCCUACCUUACGACAGCAGCAAUGGGUCGGAUUUUCCUCGAUCACAUUGGAGGCACGCGACUCUUUUCCUGUGCAAACUGUGACACCAUCCUGACCAACCGUGCGGAGCUCAUCUCCACGCGCUUCACUGGGGCUACAGGCCGUGCUUUCCUCUUCAACAAGGUGGUGAACCUCCAGUAUAGCGAGGUUCAGGAUCGCGUCAUGCUCACAGGUCGACACAUGGUGCGCGACGUCAGCUGCAAGAACUGCAACAGCAAGCUUGGCUGGAUCUACGAGUUCGCCACAGAGGACAGCCAGCGGUACAAAGAAGGCCGCGUCAUCUUGGAGAGGGCGCUGGUGAGGGAGAGCGAGGGUUUUGAGGAACAUGUCCCCUCUGAAAACUCCUGAAGCCCCGCCCCUUGCCAGGUCCACCCUCCCCCAUUGUCUCAAUGAUGGCUGACAGUGCCAGUGCCCCCGCACCCCCCCAUGGCCCCCACACAUCUCAGUGCCUCAUCUCAAACUCGGAGCAGCACUGCUGACUUCUGCUCCUCCAAGGGAGCAGCCCUUUUGGCUUUGGGUUGGGCAGAUCCCCGACUUGCUAAUCCUGUUAUCUGCCAUUUGGACAGAUACGGGGCGGUGCUUUGAGGUAGGUAUGUAACAAUCAAGCAGAUCUGGCCUCGUCCUCUAGAGGUCACUGCAUAGAUGCAGGAGCCACAAACAUCCUCCAAGCUGGACCGAUAUCCAUUUUCGAUCUUGUGAUGUCAGCGUGCUGUGAUUGUUUAACUAUAUGCGCUUCCUGUCUGUAAGCUGUUGCAAACUGCAUACUACAGUAAAGAGUAUAUAUUUCAAACUGCUUCAGGCAAGUUGGUUUGGGGAGGGGAAGGAUAUUUUCAACGCAUUAGAAUACCAUGUUCUCUGAUAAUGCAGAGAUAGAGAAGCCCUGAAGAUGGCCUACAAAACAUUCAGUCCUCAGUAAGUGCUUUCAGACAUCACAAGUGUGCACGUCUGUAUGUCUUGUCUUGUGUGGUGCUGUGAUGGUGGGUUAUUAAGACAGUAUCUUCUACCUGCAGUGAUCAUCUUUUUCAGGACAUUUUGCUUUGAAGCAGGAGUGAUUCAUAUGUUAUUACUUAUUAUUGUUAACCGUUUCUAUUUGGAUAUGAAUAUUCCUUGUGUUGCGAUUACUUUUCCCUUUUUCUGGGUUUCAUCGCUAGUGAUGGUGUCUGAAUAAAGUUGGUGCUCUUGCUGAAAGUAUCA
Paramormyrops kingsleyae is the source of this 1518-nucleotide messenger RNA. Its product is annotated as protein yippee-like 5. NCBI's taxonomy places the organism in Eukaryota, Metazoa, Chordata, Actinopteri, Osteoglossiformes, Mormyridae. The record is from RefSeq and is a predicted model, not a curated record.